CUCUUCGCCACUUCUUGUCUUAGUUCCAUCACCACUAUUCAUCCUCUCUUCUUAUUCUUCUCUUCACUUGCAUUUUUUUCCAAAAUGCCAGAAGUAGUGCCUAGUUUCUCCAACUCUGUGAAGCUGAAAUAUGUCAAACUUGGCUAUCAAUACCUUGUUAAUAAUAUUCUAAUAUUUUUGCUUGUGCCUAUUAUGGUUGGAGUUACCAUAGAGCUAUUAAGAAUGGGCCCUGAAGAAUUACUAAGCAUAUGGAAUUCACUCCACUUUGAUUUUCUCCAAAUCCUAUGCUCUUCUUUUCUCAUCAUUUUCGUAGCCACUGUUUAUUUCAUGUCCAAACCUCGAUCUAUUUACCUAGUAGAUUAUUCAUGCUACAAGGCUCCGGUUACCUACCGAGCACCAUUUUCAACUUUCAUGGAGCAUUCCAGGCUCAAUUUGAAGGAUAGUCCCAAGAGUGUGGAGUUCCAAAUGCGUAUUCUUGAAAGGUCCGGCCUUGGAGAAGAAACUUCCUUGCCUCCUGCCAUCCAUUACAUCCCUCCAGCCCCAACUAUGGAAGCUGCUAGAGGUGAAGCAGAAGUUGUCAUAUUCACAGCAAUUGAUGCCCUAAUGAAGAAAACUGGGCUCAAAACAAAGGACAUUGACAUUCUCAUAGUCAAUUGCAGUUUAUUUUCUCCAACUCCAUCUUUGUCAGCUAUGGUAGUUAACAAAUACAAGUUGAGAAGUAACAUAAAAAGUUACAACCUUUCUGGCAUGGGAUGCAGUGCAGGUUUAAUCUCAAUUGAUUUAGCUAGAGACCUCCUUCAAGUCCAUCCGAAUUCAUGUGCUUUAGUUGUAAGCACUGAGAUCAUAACUCCCAAUUAUUACCAAGGUUCGGAAAGAGCAAUGCUCCUCCCGAACUGUUUGUUCCGAAUGGGUGGUGCAGCCAUAUUGUUGUCCAACAAAAGGCGCGAUCGAUACAGAGCCAAGUACAGACUAGUGCAUGUGGUCCGAACCCAUAAGGGUGCGGACGACAAGGCAUUUAGAUGUGUGUUUGAACAAGAAGAUCCACAAGGGAAAAUUGGUAUUAAUUUAUCAAAAGACCUUAUGGUUAUAGCAGGGGAAGCUUUAAAAUCCAACAUUACUACAAUUGGUCCUCUAGUUCUCCCUGCCUCUGAGCAACUACUAUUUCUCCUAACAUUAAUUGGCCGGAAAUUUUUUAAUCCUAAGUGGAAGCCUUAUAUCCCCGAUUUCAAGCAAGCGUUCGAGCAUUUUUGUAUCCACGCGGGUGGUAGGGCGGUUAUCGAUGAGCUCCAGAAGAACUUACAAUUGUCUGCUGAACAUGUAGAAGCUUCUAGAAUGACUCUGCAUAGAUUUGGUAAUACUUCUUCAUCUUCAUUAUGGUAUGAGAUGAGUUAUAUUGAAGCUAAGGGAAGGAUGAAGAGAGGUGACAGAGUUUGGCAGAUAGCUUUUGGGAGUGGAUUUAAGUGUAACAGUGCUGUUUGGAAGUGUAACAGAACAAUCAAGAGACCAACUGAUGGACCAUGGCAAGAUUGCAUUGAUAAGUAUCCAGUGCACAUUCCAGAGAUUGUGAAACUCUAAAACGCAACCAGUAAAAAUAUUAUCAGGAAGUUGUUCAGCAUUUAGUAUUAGCAUUGGUCCAUGUUACAGUUUCUUCCUAUAAAUAUGAUAAGCUGGGUUUCUUCACUUUUUUUUCCUAAGUUUAAGUUGACUGUCAGUGUAAAUAAUUUUUACAGCGUUAGGUCAUCCAAAGGAGAUCUAUAGGUAAACCUCCAAAUAUGGGAUUUGAAAUAUGCGUAAAGAUGACCUGAUGAUAUAAAAAUUACUUACACUGA
Messenger RNA from Lycium barbarum (goji berry), 1829 nucleotides. Its product is annotated as 3-ketoacyl-CoA synthase 6-like. Gene Ontology annotation, cellular component: membrane. The transcript has 2 exons. The coding region runs from base 85 to 1575 and encodes 496 amino acids. Gene Ontology annotation, biological process: fatty acid biosynthetic process. Lineage: Eukaryota; Viridiplantae; Streptophyta; Magnoliopsida; Solanales; Solanaceae. The record is from RefSeq and is a predicted model, not a curated record. Gene Ontology annotation, molecular function: acyltransferase activity, transferring groups other than amino-acyl groups.